Molecule: messenger RNA, 378 nt
Organism: Andrographis paniculata
Lineage: Eukaryota; Viridiplantae; Streptophyta; Magnoliopsida; Lamiales; Acanthaceae
Exons: 2
Coding region: 1-378 (125 amino acids)
Source: RefSeq, a predicted model, not a curated record
AUGGAAGAUCCUAGGCCUGGUCGAGUUAGAUCUCAAAGAAAAGUUGAUGGCCAACUAAAGACUGAUUUCCAUUAUUUUCGUUGGGAUAUUUUUCUUGAGGUUGUUGAUCAUAUCACACAAGAAAUGGAUAAUCAUUUUACGGAGACAAGUUCAGAACUUCUCUUAGGCAUUCCAUGUCUUGAUCCUAGAGAUUCAUUUGCAAAUUUUGAUGAUGAUAAACUACUUCGUCUUGCUAAGUUAUAUCCAUAUGAUUUUGAUGAUUUUGACGAUGAGGUUAUGCUAGCUGCAGAACUGAAACAAUAUAUCUCUAUUGUUAAAAAGUUGAGUUUGUAUUUUUUUCUGAUCUUGAGAGUAUUGAAGAUGUUUCUAAAAGGGUGA